Saprolegnia parasitica CBS 223.65 is the source of this 961-nucleotide messenger RNA. RefSeq lists its product as hypothetical. Gene Ontology annotation, cellular component: endoplasmic reticulum membrane. The record is from RefSeq and is a predicted model, not a curated record. Gene Ontology annotation, biological process: protein folding. NCBI's taxonomy places the organism in Eukaryota, Oomycota, Saprolegniomycetes, Saprolegniales, Saprolegniaceae. The transcript is spliced from 5 exons. Bases 25 to 936 code for a protein of 303 amino acids.
CGCUGGCUUGCGCUAAGCCUUGCGAUGGUCCAUGGCCGCAACAUGUACUGCGGGCAGCGCGAGUGCUACGACCUGCUCGGCGUCGAGCGGACCGCGUCGGCGACCGACAUCCGGAAGCAGUACCGCGCGCUGUCGCUCUUGGUGCACCCGGACAAGAACCCGAGCGCGGAUGCGGCCGCUGCGUUCCAAGCGCUCGCGACAGCGUACGAGGUGCUCACCGACGCAUCCAAGCGCGCCGCCUACGACCACUACCUCGACCACCCGCAAGACUACGCGUACAACUAUGGCAUGUACGUCCAGUACGCGUAUGCGCCGCAGUCGGACGCCCGCGUCAUCGUGCUGGCGUUCGUGCUCUUCCUAUCGUUGUGCCAGUAUUUCGCCCAAGUCCACCGCCACAAGCAAGCGAUCGCGUACUUUCGCCAGUCGGACACGGUCAAGCGGCAGGCUAUGGCCCUGCAAGCCGAGCGCAACGCUGGCCUCAAGCGCGCCAAGGACAAGAAGGCCAAAGACGCGGCCAAGGCCGAGCUCGAGGCCAUCACCGACGAGCUCAUGGCGUCCACCGAGAUCUCGGGCGGCUAUGAAAAGCCAGCGCUGCGCAAGCUGCUGCUCAUUCGGCUCGUGCUCCUGCCCUACUCGCUCACGCUGUACGUCGUGUGGCGCGUCCGGUGGUGGUACCACUACGCGUACCUGCGCCGGCCGUACGCACCGGAGGCGGCGCUGUACUUGACGUGCAAGGCCUUGGACAUAACCGAGGACUACUUCCACAGCGAGCAAUUUCCCCACAACCGAGACGACGUGCUGGCUCGGCAACUCUGGGAACCGAACCACCUCGCGACCUUCCAGAAGGAGCUCGAGGACGACUGGAAGCGGCGGCACCCGACCAAGUACAAACAGCUUUUGCGCCAGCGAAAGAAGGCCGGCGACGAGUCGUCCUAGCUCUCCACCGCACCCAAGACCCACC